Molecule: messenger RNA, 414 nt
Organism: Aspergillus welwitschiae
Lineage: Eukaryota; Fungi; Ascomycota; Eurotiomycetes; Eurotiales; Aspergillaceae
Exons: 2
Coding region: 1-414 (137 amino acids)
Source: RefSeq, a predicted model, not a curated record
AUGGAUUUCAUUCCUUGUUCGUUCGAUGCCUUUAUUGACAAUUUCUUGGCGUGCUACCGACCCUGCUACUCAGACUAUCUCCAGCAGCUGGUCACCAACGGGACCUGUGGUGCUAACUACACCACCCUGGCCGCCAGCACCGACCGCUCUGAUCUCAAGUGCAUCUGCGAGAACGCAAACGGGGUCUCCAAUAACUGGACGUCGCAGGUCCUGGAGUGCACGCACACCUCGUGUAACGGAACAUUCAACUACACCCGGUGGGCAGACAGUAUGUGGAGCUACGAUAACAUGUGCUAUUACGCUUCAGGCACGGCGGGUUACAAGACAUGCUCCUCCUCAGCGGCAUCCAAGACAACAUCCACCGCUGGACUGGUGAUUGGGCUAUUGGCAUUGAGCCAGGUAUUUUUGCUUUGA